This is a messenger RNA of Trichoderma virens Gv29-8, 1131 nucleotides long. RefSeq lists its product as uncharacterized. NCBI's taxonomy places the organism in Eukaryota, Fungi, Ascomycota, Sordariomycetes, Hypocreales, Hypocreaceae. Gene Ontology annotation, molecular function: phospholipid binding. The transcript has a single exon. The annotation marks the transcript as partial. Gene Ontology annotation, biological process: vacuole fusion, non-autophagic. The record is from RefSeq and is a predicted model, not a curated record. Gene Ontology annotation, cellular component: fungal-type vacuole membrane.
GCUUCUCGAUCAUCCAGCCCGACGCCCUCUCAGCUGCCUCCGAUGCCUGAGUCUCCCGUCUAUUCUCUCGCGUCGACUGCUAUGCCGCUCUCUCAGUACAACCUGCCCUUACCGCCUCCCCCACGCCCGUUGCAUGCCGUCAUAACAAACGCAGACCUCGAGCGGUCCCAGGAGGCGUAUGCGGAACUGUUGACUUCGGCCAAGGCCUAUAGGGUUGCCCUCGCUGCGCUUUCCACGGCUGCCUCUACCUUUGGCUCGGCGUUGGAAGCAUGUGCGAGACUCAAGGAGGCGCGGUCAGAGCCCAUUGGCCCGGCUGGGGCUACCAAUAUGACGGCCAGCUUCACGACCAAGGGUCAAUGCACUGCAGAUACGCUCAUGUCUGCAUCGGGAGUGCAUCAUCUGAUUGCCAACCACCAGCAGAUUCUGUCCGAGACUGUCUACCGCUCUUUCGAAGUACCCCUGCUCCACGAGCUCGAUAAGUGGCAAACCGUCAUUGGUGACGAAGAGGAGACAUAUCAGCAAAGCAUCAAGGCACAGAGCAGAGAGGUUAAGCGCCUGGAAAAGGAAGGCCUAAAGUUGCAUAAGCAGAGGCGCAGGGACGUUGCUCGAUUCAGAGCCCAUCUCGUCGAGUUGACUUAUAAACUCGACGGCCUGACGAGUCUGCAUGGCGACCAUGCGAGAACACUAUUAAGAGAAAGUCAGGAGACGAGUGCGCGCAUUGUCGAUGCUAGUUGCAGCCUUGUGCGAGCCGAAGUGGACAUAUUCGAAAGCUUGGCUAGAAAGGGCUGGAGUGGCGGUGGCCUGGAUGACGUCCUGGAAAAAGGCCAGGACUUGUUUGCAAUUGAGGAGGAUGGCAUCCAUGGUGCUGGUGGAAGCGGUGGGGAGGGGGUUAAGCUCUUCUCUAUCCUGCCGCCAAAGAGCAUCCUCGCCGACACGACGUCUGAACCACGAAGCGAGAGUUUAAUGGACGCGGAUCGUUACCAGGCGCUUGCUGCCCUGGCCUCAGACCCCAAACCAAACGGCGACUCUGAGAGCGUCUUCUCGGCUGACUUUAACAAGCCACGGAAUGCCCGUCCCUUUUCUCCACAGCCGAUUCGGCGGGCACCCACGGACGUGACAUAUGACUUGUUG